Molecule: messenger RNA, 384 nt
Organism: Cordyceps fumosorosea ARSEF 2679
Lineage: Eukaryota; Fungi; Ascomycota; Sordariomycetes; Hypocreales; Cordycipitaceae
Exons: 2
Coding region: 1-384 (127 amino acids)
Source: RefSeq, a predicted model, not a curated record
AUGAAGAUUGCUGUCCUCGUCGCUCUCGUCGCUCCCGUCCUCGCGGUCCCGCGAGGCAAGCACCUUGUCGAGCUAUCCCUCCCCGGCGAGCAAAACUACAACCCGAACCAGAGCCUCUACCCGCAACGAGCCCUGCGCGUUAUUGGGAGCUUCCAGUCCGGCUUUACGGAAGAGACGUUCCGCGUCGAGGCCAAGAGGCAGUGCCAGGCCGAGCCUGCCUGCAGUACCGUCAUCGGCUACCUUCAGGAGCACUCUGAAGUUGUCGACGGGUCAAAGUAUCCCGUGUGGUUCGCUUGGUUGAUUGGUGGUGCCAGGGCGACCGCGGCCGACUUUCAUCAUGCCAACGGGACUAGUCAUUCGUUCAUCUACACUAUUAACGAAUAG